CCGAGCCCGACGUUGCUUAACUUCAGUGAUCGGACGAGAACUGGUGCUUUCAACGUGGUAUGGCCGUAUACAUUAUAUAGAAAUUUUUCCGGCGGAUCUUUCUCGCAAAGAGGGGAAAAUACCAGCAAAAUGGAGUCUACAGCGCAAAAGGGAGCCUACAGCACUCGGUGUUCCCAGGCGGUCACCCAUCCAAGUACUAACCGAGCCCGACGUUGGUUAACUUCAGUGAUCGGACGAGAACUGGUGCUUUCAACGUGGUUUGGCCGUAGACAUUAUAUAUAA
Lottia gigantea (owl limpet) is the source of this 282-nucleotide messenger RNA. RefSeq lists its product as hypothetical. The annotation marks the transcript as partial. The record is from RefSeq and is a predicted model, not a curated record. The transcript has a single exon. Lineage: Eukaryota; Metazoa; Mollusca; Gastropoda; Lottiidae.